CACGCUGCCAUGGCGGCCCUUCUGACUGACCCGCUGUUUGAGACGUCUGGACGCGCUCUUACACACAAUAAUUACUUUUAUCAUCUUGUUAUCACCAAGUCAUAUGUGAUCUGGAGAUGGUGGAAGAUAUCUUCGAGGCUUGUAGACAGGAACGCCAAGCCCGGGGAGCUGAAGGAGUCUCACCUGGACUUCUUGGACGACCAGUGGGUGCAGAGUGAGGUCAGCACGGUUUUCGGAGAUCGGAUCUUGCAGUACGCCAAGGCUUUGUGCCAAGGCCAUUAUGAUUAUCUGGAGCGCAUGCCUGACACCUUACUUCUGCGGAUAAUAAAUAGUCUAGAACUAGAGGAUGUCGGUCAGCUUGGACGAACGUCACGCAAGUUCAGAAAGCUAUGUGGGUCAGAGGAGUUUUGGGAGCAGGCGGUGCAGCGGCGCUGCAACACAGUGUCGGCUGAGAUGGCAUCUGUGGCGCUGGAUGAGGGCUGGCGCAGCAUCUUCUUCACCAGUAAGCUACAGCUGCAGAAGUUGAUCAGCCGCAGGAGGCUGAAGGCUGAGGAGCAUGAAGGAGGACCGGGCUCUGACCCAGAUUCAAAGACAGGAAUAUCCUGA
Pseudoliparis swirei is the source of this 606-nucleotide messenger RNA. It is a transcript of the gene fbxo36b, whose product is annotated as F-box protein 36b. Gene Ontology annotation, molecular function: protein binding. The record is from RefSeq and is a predicted model, not a curated record. NCBI's taxonomy places the organism in Eukaryota, Metazoa, Chordata, Actinopteri, Perciformes, Liparidae. The transcript is spliced from 4 exons. The coding region runs from base 10 to 606 and encodes 198 amino acids.